Molecule: messenger RNA, 4062 nt
Organism: Cimex lectularius (bed bug)
Lineage: Eukaryota; Metazoa; Arthropoda; Insecta; Hemiptera; Cimicidae
Exons: 3
Coding region: 150-3983 (1277 amino acids)
Source: RefSeq, a predicted model, not a curated record
UAUGUAAUGACAUAAAGUCUUAAAAAAAUUAGUGUUUUUUUGUUUGUUACGUUUAUACGUUAAUAAAUAAAUUAUAUACUUGUAUGUUAUAAAAGUUACUACUUCCUUUUAUUACAAGUUUAAAACAAUCGUCUCAGAAUAGUUUCAAUAUGGAGCAUAAGGGCGAAGGAGAUGGUAGUGGACCGAGUGAUUACAGUUUCUGUACACCGCCUUAUCAACAGACUCCGGAACUUGUCCAGUUAAGCGGAAAGAGAAAGUCCAACCAGCUUCGUAAGUCAGCAAAGAGGCUAAAGUCUUCCUACCCAAAGCUAGAUACGAAUUUCAUCAAGGUAGCCAGUUCUGCCAACAAGAAGCCGUUCCCAGACGUAGGUACAAUGGAUGAAAAAAAGUUUUCAUUUUGUAGCAAUACGGUGAGGAAAAUUGACAGUCUCGAUUCGUCUGACAAAAUUGUUGAAUCAGCUGUUAAAAAUAAUAACUAUUCAGAAGUCUCUUACUUUGAUUUCCAUAAAGUUGAUUUAUUAAAUUCCAAUAAGGCGAAAAGUAGAAAUCGAAAAACCCUUUUUCCUUGCACCUCAUAUGACGUUGACAAAACUGAAAAUUCAACAUCUGUGAGAACCUGCAACCCACUUUAUUACAAGUCAAACGUAAAAAGUGUUGCGACUAGAACACUUGAAAGUAAAAAGCAUUUAGAUAAAAAUGACCAUAUAAGAAAACCAAGUUUGGAUUUUACUUUAAGUUCAGACAAUUUAAAAGCCACAAAAUGUAAAAACAAGUUAAAAACAACAAAUGAGGGAAGUCGACAGAUGGAACUAGAACAGUCCGUAUUGGAGGCUACACCCCCGAGCGUUAAAUCCAGGAAGAUAAGAUCAAUGAAAAAACACAUUUUUCAAGAAUUAAAAACAGACCAGUUAAACGACAAAGUCCCAAGAGAUGAGCAUAUGUUAAAAAACAAUUUGACCAAAUGGGAAACCACACCGACAAAAAUAUGUUCAAGUUCUUCAACUUUAGAUUGUACUGUCUCUCAUAGGACAAAAUAUUGUGCAAAAACAAGGCACAUAUCAAAGAAACGACUGGCGAUAAUUGCAGAAGAUGACGCUGUGAUACCACCUACGCCUCCAAAACAAAAAAAGUCAAAAGACUUAAAGAACAUCUGUGCUCAGUGGAAAGACGUUUCACUAUUCCAAGGAAGACAAAACGCUGAACAAGAAAUAAGAACAAGAAGGAAGAAAAAAGUUGAUAAAAAUUCAAUUUUAUUAAAUAAUAAAUCAAACAUUUGCAAGGGGGAUUCACCAGUCAUAAAAAAUGUAGAAGAAUAUAAUGACAAUAUUCAAACUUCACAAUCUGUUACUUUUGAGAGCCGUCUCAUAGAGGAUGUCAGUUCGUCGGAGAGUGAAAUUGGUGGACAGUAUGUGAUUGAAACAGAAGAAACACCUGAAAAACCAAACUUGCACUUGGAAAAAUUCCAGAUAGAAAAUUCACAAGAGUCUCUCUCUGCCUGCUCCUUUAAGCACAAACAUAAUACAAUUGAAGAUUUCAGUUCACCAGAAAGUGAAAAUAAAUAUUUAUAUAAUAUUGAAGUGGAACGUACACCAGAAAGGCCUGUUUUUAAUACGAAAGACUUUCAAAUAGAAAACUCGCCAAAGGUUGAAGUACUGCUAAAUCAAAAGAAAAAUAAUCCUUACAUAGAUCACAAAAUUGAGGAUUUAAGUUCACAGGAAAGUGAAAAUAAAUAUCUAUAUACUAUUGAAACAGAGAAUACUCCUGAAAAACCUGUUUUUAAUAUGAAAAACUAUCAGAUAGAAAGUUCCCAAAACCUUGAAGAAGUACUGCUUCAUCCAGAGGAACUUAACGGUUUCAAUCAUCAGAAGAUUGAAGAUUUAAGUUCGCCAGAAAGUGAAAAUACAUAUUUAUAUAAUAUUGAAAUGGCACAUACUCCUGAAAGGCCAGUUUUUGGUAUGAAAGACUUUCAAAUAGAAAGUUCACCAAAAGUUGAAGUACUGCUAACUUCAAAUAAAAUUAAUUCUCAUAAAGAUCAGAAAAUUGAAGAGUUAAGUUCACAGGAAAGUGAAAAUAAUUAUUCCUAUAAUAUCGAAUCAGAAGAAACACCUGAAAGGCCAGUUUAUAUUGGGAAAAACUUUCUGAUAGAAAGUUCCCCAAAACAAGUAAUGUUAAAUCUAAAGAAAAUCAAUUCUUCCACAUAUCACAAAAUUGAAGAUUUAAGUUCACCAGAAAGUGUAAUGAACAAUCUUUAUACAAUAGAAACAGAAGAAACGCCUGAAAGGUCUUCUUUUAAUUUGAACUACCCAAAGAUUGAAAAUUCGCCUUAUCCCAGAGAAAAAAUUUUGAAUAAAAAUAAACUUGAGAUUUCUUAUACGUUUGAAGAUGAUGAUCAAAUGAUAGAUGAUCCCAGCUCGCCAGGAAGCAAAACCGAACAGCGUUACGUAAUUGAAACAGAAGAAUCGCCCACAAAGAGUAUUAACAUGAAAGACUUUGAAAUAGAAGAUUCACAGACACCCGAUGAAGCUUUACUUUCUGGAUCUUUCAUGCCUGCAUCUCAAGUCAUCGACAUGCUCCCUGAUUAUUUUAUGAAAAAUAUGAAGAUCGAGUCUUCACAUUCUUUAAGUCAAUUUAAACAUCCAAAAGAAAAGGAAGAAAGAAAAAUUCAACAUAAAUCUGAUCCUGUUGUAAUAAGUUCAAGUCAGAGAUCUGUAAUAAACCCGAAAAGAAAUCUUUUUGCAAAAGAAAAAAGUGAUUUAAAUAUCAUACAGACUGAAGAUGAAGCCAUCCCUAAAAAACUUCAGCCUCCUGAGGUUGGAUCAUCACACGAUAAAAUAGACAAUGAAAACCAUAUUGUCGAAAAUAAGUACACUCCAAACUUUAAGAAAAAGCCCAAAUCAGGUCUUUUAUUGAAAAAAGCUUACAAGGUGGCUUCAAAAAUUCGCAAAAGUCAUAAUCUUUUUACACACGAAGUUAAAUCCGGUUUAAGAUCUCUAUCAGACAAGCAGACCUCACUUUUAGAACUGAUAAGCAGUCAUUCUGAUGAUAAUGUGUACUAUUUAGUCUGUAAGCCAGUUCAUAAUACGUUUGAUUCAUUGAAAGUGAAAAAAGUAAUAAUUGUGGCGAACGAUAUUUCUACAAAAACGUUAAACAUGAAAUACGUUAUUGUACAUUUUCCAGUGACUGUCUUGUGGUCUCCUGCACUUAACUAUGUGUUGGCUCUAGUAGGCAAUAAAAUUAAUUUGGUGGAAAAUGUAAAUUUUGAUAAAAGAGUGAACAGAAUCUCAUCCAUUAAUGUUAAUAAUUUUGCAAUUAACAAUCUUGGUAAAAAAAUGGUUCGUACAUUACAAUCCAAUGGGAACAAUUCUGUUUUUGAUCUAGCAAUUGGCCAAUUGCUGAUGCCAGAGCUUGCUUUGAAUUUAAUAGUUAUUCAUUUAUUCUACAUUGAACAAGAUUCUUACAUCCUAGGUUUAGAUGCAGAGGAACAGUUUUGUCUCCUGUGCUUUUCUGGUCAGGAUUCGGAGAAAAUUAAAUCCAAAAAGAGCCUGUACGAUGGCAGUACUAUCGUUACAAAAGGAUUUUGCUUUAUUGGUGCUUCUGUGGAUAAUAUGAUUAGGUCUCUUUUAGAAUUUGCAACGGGAAGAGAAGUGAAAACAGACCAGUUUUUCAUAUUAGCCCCAGCUGUUGAAAACUGGGAGGUCAAGUCGACAACCAGGCCUUUGGUCAAGUGGAAAUCUACCACACAAAUUGAGACUGUUGUUAAAGAAAAUAACCCAGAAAAAAGGUACAAAAUCAUUGUUCCAUCUGUUAUAUAUAAUGAGGGUGAAUUCUUCAUCUGUGAUAACUCUUAUGGUACAAAAUACAGGGUAAAACAUUUAAAAAAAGAGGAACCAUUUGUUCAAACAAAUGUCAGAGUUUUGGAUGGAGUGUUUUAUAGAAAUGGAACUUUCCUUGUUGAUCAAUUUACUAAAGUGAUUUACUUAUGACUGUAUAUUCAGUCAUACUGUUAUUAUAUGUGACUUAAUAAAUGGAGUUGAAUAAAUCAAUAAAAUUUUAUAUUUUUUA